AUUCAAACUCAAUUACUGUCCAAAGAUGAUUAAGGUUCAGGGAAGAUUCACUCGAGUGUCGUUUAACAGAAAAGAAAGGUUGGUUGCAGACUGUAGGCCUAUGCCAUCAGAAGCCUGCAAACUAUACAUUGCUGGGAUGACCACCCAUGAAAACCUGGCCCCUUGAACAUUAAGGCACGUAGUCAUACCUGUAUACAAAACACUAAUGUUUUCUGUAAGCAAUAAAACGUUAAUGUGUGACUGUGUUCAAUUAAAAAUAGCCUACUUAAAAAAAAUACAAAUAAAAAAUCUCACAAAUGUAGUGACUGUGAAAAAAAAAAAAAAAAAACUACAGUGUCGCCCUAACUUGUUGGUUCUCACCACACUUGUGUGAUAGCCUCCGUCACCCUUCAAAAAGAAAACAAUGCUUCUUGCCUCUUCUAUACAGGUAUAUGACCGCGUCACGUUUUUACCACGUUUCCACCGGUGUGGAGCCUGCGGAUGCAGCUCACCGCAGUUCCCUCUCGCAUUUCAUCCUGGCCUCUGAUUGGUGUGUCGGCGUCACAUGGCUCAAGCAGCCGCUGCCAGAGCUCAUGUUCCAGCAGUCGGAAGCGAAGAGAGGGAAAGGGGCUAAGAAUAGGUAGAUGAGGAGAGAAUGUCACCGGUAUAGACUAUAAGCGCAAAUGAAUAUGCCCGCUUUGUUACGGACAUGACUAAAUAGCCUACUAGCAAAACAUACAGUCCACAUGUAUGUCGAACCUUUUUCCCGUAAAUUAGAUUUUACGCUACGUUUAUAGAUAGUUAUUUUAGGCUACUAGUCAUCCGUCCAUUCAUUCAUAGUAGACUGUGUGCUCUGGUUACUGUAGGCAACAUCAUAGGACUCCUGGCUACUUAAAGCCCGAAUGGCUAUUUGACAACAUGACAGGUCUGGAACACCUCAGUACAACUUAAUUGUGUUCUGCAACUAGAGAGUUUAGGGGCGUGGCCGUUCGGAACAAUGAGUGGCAUCCUGAAGAGGAAGUUCUCUGAGGAGGAAGGCUCCUCCCCCUGCUCAUUGCUGCCAGAGUUUGACGAUGUCUCCGCUAGCGACAGUGGGAACAGCAACGACAGCGUCAACGCCCCCACUACCCAACUCAUGCCCUCGUCCAUUCUGAAGCGGGGGAAGCGCAUGCGUGUGCGUGGCGUCAGCUUCCAGGGCGUGACGGUCUACUACUUCAGCCGGCGGCAGGGUUUCACCAGCGUGCCCACGCAGGGUGGCAGCUCGCUGGGCAUGUCGCCACGCCACAGCUGGAUCCGGCGCUUCACCCUGGGCGAGUUCGCCCGCGAGCAGGAGAGGAGCCACCGCAACAUGCUCAGGGACCACCUCAAGGAAGAGAAGCUCAACGCCAUCAAACUGAAGCUGGCUAAACAUGGCAUACUGGAGACGGACGAGGCAGCGGCGGCGUUGGCGCUGGACGACAUCCGCGAGGAGGAGAUCGACGUGGCGAGCGCGGAGGUGGACGAGUACUUCUUCCUGCAGCCGCUGAGCAUCCGCAAGCGCCGCGCCCUCCUGCGUUCGUCUGGCGUGCGGCGCAUCGACGGCCAGGAGCGGCACGUGCUGCGCACCAUCCGAGUCUCCCGGAAGGAGUGCGGCUGCCAGUGCCGUGGAUGCUGCCGCCCGGAGACCUGCGCGUGCAGCCUCGCCGGCAUAAAGUGCCAGGUGGAUCGCAUGUCCUUCCCGUGCGGCUGCUCCAAGGAUGGCUGUGGGAACUCGGCGGGGCGCGUUGAGUUCAACCCGGCGCGGGUGCGCACACACUUCCUGCACACGCUCAUGAAACUGGAGCUCGAGCAGCAGCAGCACAGCCUCUACCUCGCCGCCGGCAACGGUUACCAUGGCGACAUCCCCCUCGCCCAAUCGCAGCAUGAGUCAGACCGCACUUUGAUGGAGGCUCCCGGCAUGCACCUGGAUCCGGCUAACGAGAUAGAGUCUUGUCUGCGGGAGUCGGACGAGGAGGACUGUGACGAUUACGAAGAUGAGGAAGAAGAGGAUGAGGACGACGAGGAGGACGAAGAGGAGACUGAAGAGGACGAAGAGGAGGAGUCCGAGCAGGACGAAGACGAGGACGGCAGCAGUCUGCUGAGCGGCCUCUCCGACUCCAGCACCCACAGCCUUGCGGGCAGUGACCUGGAGGAAGACGAUGAUGAAGAUGACGAUGAGGAGAGGAGGAGAUGGGAGGACCGCGAGAACAGGAUGACCCGCGCCACUCCCUCCGUCUCGCUCCCGUCCGUCUCGCUGGCGUCCACCAUGGCCUUCCCAUCACUGCCCAGCUUCUCCGAAGCCCUCCGGGAGGCCGAGGCCACCGACCUCAGCUCCUACUACAGCAGCCCCUCAGCGCAGUACUACCCCAUGGACAGCUACACCUCCGCCUCCACCCUCCACACCUCCGCCUACUCCUCCCCCAGUAACCACACCGACCCCAGCUACAGCACCCCCACUCACACCGCGCCCAAUUAUACCAACUCAGGCUACUCGCUAGCCAUCAUUAACCCCAGUUACACAGUGUUAAACAACACGGUGAACAGUUCGAUGUCCAGUCACACACAGGACUCCCUGUACACCGGUGCAGAGUACACAGACUCCAACCACGCCUUGUCUGACUACACGAGCACCAACCAUGGCAGUGGGCAUCAAAACCAAAAUCAUUUCAACCACUACGGGUCUUUUUCCUCGGCAACGACAGCUAGCCCCGACGGCUCUACCAAACUCUGUGGAACGAGAAAUAUGAAUUCAGUGCCAUCUCUUGAUUCAUUCAGUAUUAUAACUGACUCUUAUAAAGACCUGAGCCAAUCACAGGUGCAGAAUGGACAUCACCCUUACCUUUUAUCCAAUGGGGAACAUUCUACAGCCAUCUGCUCUGUCACCAAUGAGAAAAACAACUAUCCAGCCACUGAGGAGUUUAAAGGCUCCCUGAAGAAAGAUGUGCAGGUUGAGUUCCAGAACUUUCUCAACAACAAUUCACAAGAGCUGCCAGUGGAGAAUGGAAGCCAUGUUGGAAACCAAGAUUUAAAAGUGGACCUCAAGCAGCAGUAAGCUGAGCUGUCAUGUCUGCCUGAAGGGGGGGGGGGGGGACAAACGACCUCAGACUUCCUAAUAACCCUUUAGAGGGCAAUCAAGCCUGGUUAAUCAGCUUUCUCUAAAACAGGCACCUUUUUCCAGUCCGCUUGAGGCCGGAAAAGGUCAAAAGGUGAAUCCUUAUCACUUUAUGACUUCAGAUUUCCCCAUGUGGAGAUGAGGGUAGCGGGACUUGGACAUGUCUUGUAUGCCUCAGGGGUGUGAUGUCUAUUAUUCCAGAAGUUCUGGGCCUUCAGAGGAUGUCCAGAGGGUUCAGCUGAUCGAACCUUAUGAUGGAUGUUCUCACCCAGACAAACAGGGGUAUUAUGUACAGUCCGGUGAUUUAUGGUUGUAUAAGUAAUUUGGAAUGUUUUGAUAAUACAUGCAUGUUACUUCAUGGCUUUUCAUGGCCAUAAAAGCAUUUAUAUACUUGAAGAUGAGAAGAAGAAUAUGGUUGCACGGUACUGCACACAGCUAUAUCUUUUCCGUCUCUUCUUUUGUGAUCUCUGUCCUUCAUGGUUUGUGAAAGCAUGACUAAGGCUGCUAGCUGGAAAUGAAAAGACUUUCUGUAGGUUGGAUGUUAUCAAUGUAAUAUCCUGUGAAUAGCCUGUUUUGGGUAUGAUCCGCCAUACUAAACAGCCAUCAUUCCUCCCACCAUCUCUGUAUUGGAUCCUGUGGUGCUUUGCAAGUGAAGUGAACUACCAGGGAGAUUCUGAGAAGGCACUUUGGAUAUGUGUUGUAAUCAAGAGUUCAUUGGUGAAUACAGAUGGCUUAUCAACAUAUUGGGAAAAGGUUUAUGGACACGUGUUAUGUUUAUGUUUGGGAUAAAAUUACCUAUUUUCUGGAUUUACGUGCCAAGUUCUUCUAAAUGUAUUCUAUCAGUGCUUGUCCCACUCCGAACACUCGUUUUCUCAGUUGGUCUUUUGCAGUGCUGUAAAAGAGAUUUAUUUAUUGAGAAAAUAAAAUCGAAAUCUGCCCUCUGUAUAAGAUUAUGACGUGUUGUGUAUGUUGGGGCAAGGUACAGCAAGUCAUUUCAGUCUGCUUUUCAGUCUUCAAAAUGAAGGUUGUGCACCACCGUGCCAUAACAUCCAUAACAUCGUGCCCAACAGUUAUUGUUUAUUUUUCUUCUUCUUGUGUUGUCAACUGCCGUCUCUAUCUUGCAAUCUUGCUUUGUUAUUAAACAAUCGUAAAAAGUAUUCCCUCA
Molecule: messenger RNA, 4274 nt
Organism: Clupea harengus (Atlantic herring)
Lineage: Eukaryota; Metazoa; Chordata; Actinopteri; Clupeiformes; Clupeidae
Biological process (GO): regulation of transcription by RNA polymerase II
Cellular component (GO): nucleus
Molecular function (GO): sequence-specific DNA binding; DNA-binding transcription factor activity, RNA polymerase II-specific
Source: RefSeq, a predicted model, not a curated record